AGAUGGCCGCCAGUGCUUCGUCAUCUAAAUCUCCUGUCGUGGGUCCUUCGGCAAGCGGUCCCAAGAAACGAGAAAGCAGCAUGAUCUCAGAUCAAUCAAGCUCUCAGUCCCAAGAAACCUUAACUCCCAAUCAAAUCGAAAUCCUGAAGGCAUUUAGGUCAGAACUCGAGGAAGAAGGACAUCUCAAGCCGUCAGAAACUUUGGGGACAGAUGAUGAAACUCUCAUGUUAGUCGGUUUUUGAAGGCAAGAAAGUUCGACCUUCAAGCGUCCAAAAGAAUGAUCACUCAAUGCUUGCAAUGGCGGCAUCAGUUCGAAGGCAUCGGAAUCGAUGGGUUGUACGAAGAAUUGGAUCCUUUUGACUUUCCAAAUCGAGAUCAAGUCUUCAAAUAUUGGCCAAUUUAUUUCCAUGGGAUCGACAAAGUUGGCCGACCGGUGAAUAUCCAAAUGUUUGGUUCCCUGGAUUUGAGUAAACUGUAUUCAGUCAUCGACAAGCAAUCGCAUUUCAAGGUCUUAGUAGCCAACUGUGAAGCCUUAACUCGAGAGAUUCUGCCGGCCUGUAGUCACCGGAACCAAGCGAUCAACCUGCAAAACUCUUCUCAAUCCGAUCAUGAUCACCAUUCUCAAGCAAACUCCUCCUCAUCUCAUUCCAGUGCAUCGCCUAAAAUCACUAACGCUUUUUGUAUCGUCGAUCUGAAAGGUUUCACUCUUACCCAGUUUUGGCAGAUCAAAAAUAUUGCUCGGACUUGCUUUAGUAUUUCUCAAGAUUACUAUCCUGAAACGAUGGGAUAUCUAGCAAUCAUCAAUGCGCCGAAGUCAUUUGCGACGAUCUUCAAAGCGGUUACGCCAUGGCUAUCAAAAGAGACGAUUUCGAAGAUCAACAUCCUAGGGGAGGAUUACAAGUCGACCCUAUUAGAACACAUCGAUGAUGAAAACCUGCCCAGUUUCUUGGGCGGAAAAUGCCAGUGUGAUAACCAAUUCAGCUGCUCGAAGAAUGAUGCGAAUUUCGAUCGAUCGCCUUGGUUGAAAGAACGCAACUGGAAAUCCCAAUCAUGGAAGAAAUUUAAUGUCCAAACUCCAGCUCAAGCGAAAGAGAGAAAUCCAAGCCCUCAAGCCGAUCCUUCUGCUUCAGUCUCCAAGUCUAAUGAUCUCAAGGCUAAUGAUCUUCAAACUCAUCCUCCUAACAAUACUCCUAAAAACCUUCCUGAACAACAGAAUGAAAUCACUGAUGGUGGUGACACCUCAGAUGGCGCUUUAAUCAUCAACAACUCUCCCAAAUCGCCAACCAAAAAAUAAAACCUAUAUUGUCUCUCUCCUAGCGAAACCUAGUCAACUGUCAUCCCCCCCUCCCCUUCCCACUUUGCUAAAUCUUUUUGUUUUUAGAGCUUCUCAUUUUCUUUUGGGGUAACCGCAUAUU
This is a messenger RNA of Puccinia graminis f. sp. tritici CRL 75-36-700-3, 1415 nucleotides long. RefSeq lists its product as hypothetical. NCBI's taxonomy places the organism in Eukaryota, Fungi, Basidiomycota, Pucciniomycetes, Pucciniales, Pucciniaceae. The transcript has 6 exons. The record is from RefSeq and is a predicted model, not a curated record. The coding region runs from base 278 to 1294 and encodes 338 amino acids.